Molecule: messenger RNA, 1338 nt
Organism: Acanthisitta chloris (rifleman)
Lineage: Eukaryota; Metazoa; Chordata; Aves; Passeriformes; Acanthisittidae
Gene: NFS1
Product: NFS1 cysteine desulfurase
Exons: 10
Biological process (GO): iron-sulfur cluster assembly
Cellular component (GO): mitochondrion; nucleus; cytosol
Molecular function (GO): cysteine desulfurase activity
Source: RefSeq, a predicted model, not a curated record
CAAGUUGCAGAUUUAAUUAAAGCUGAUUCACGGGAAAUUAUAUUCACCAGUGGUGCAACAGAGUCUAAUAACAUGGCAAUUAAGGGUGUUGCAAGGUUCUAUAAAUCCAGAAAGAAGCACAUCAUUACUACACAAACAGAGCACAAGUGUGUGUUGGACUCCUGUCGUUCCCUGGAAACAGAAGGUUUUCGGGUCACCUACCUACCUGUGAAAAAAAAUGGGCUCAUAGAUCUGAAGGAGCUGGAGGCUGCAUUCCAGCCAGACACCAGUUUGGUUUCUGUAAUGACUGUGAACAACGAGAUAGGAGUAAAGCAGCCAAUUCCUGACAUCGGUGAGAUCUGCCGUGAGCAUAAGGUUUUCUUCCACACGGACGCGGCACAGGCCAUCGGCAAAAUCCCCAUGGAUGUCAACGACAUGAAAAUUGAUCUAAUGAGCAUCAGUGGUCAUAAAAUCUAUGGGCCCAAAGGUGUCGGUGCUCUCUAUGUUCGGCGCCGCCCACGUGUCAGGCUGGAGCCCCUGCAGAGUGGGGGAGGCCAGGAGAGAGGGCUGCGCUCUGGGACUGUGCCCACACCCCUGGCAGUGGGCCUGGGGGCAGCCUGCGAGGUGGCACAGCAGGAGAUGGAGUAUGACCACAAGCGAAUCUCACAGCUGGCAGAACGCCUGGUCUCAAAAAUCAUGAGUGAAGUUCCUGAUGUGGUGAUGAAUGGAGACCGGGAGCAUCGCUAUCCAGGAUGCAUCAAUUUAUCUUUUGCAUAUGUGGAAGGGGAGAGUCUUCUGAUGGCUCUGAAAGAUGUGGCUCUGUCUUCAGGAAGUGCUUGCACAUCAGCCUCCCUGGAGCCUUCCUAUGUUUUGAGAGCAAUUGGGACAGAUGAAGACUUGGCUCACUCAUCUAUAAGGUUUGGCAUUGGGCGUUUCACCACAGAAGAAGAAGUGGAUUAUACAGUGCAGAAGUGCAUCCAGCACGUGAAGAGGCUGAGGGAAAUGAGCCCCCUCUGGGAAAUGGUGCAGGAUGGAAUUGAUCUCAAAAGCAUUAAAUGGACUCAGCACUGAGAAGACAUCACUAUCCAUGGACUGGAUGUGGAUUAACAUACAUUUUUCUAUACAUUCUUGAGCAAAUUAUGCAGCACUUGUGUUUUUUGACACUUGCAGUUUGCCUGGAGAACUGCCCUUUCUGAUCACAAAGUCUAAGAAGCCAAAAAUGAAACUAGUCUUUAUCAUGGAGAAAGGUAGAUCCAACAUCCACUGCAUUUCAGUGACACUCUGGGAUUUAUGCUAAAAUGUGAUUAGUUUGGAAAUGUAUUUUCUAAUAAGAAAAACCAGUAUGUUGCUGCCAGGCCA